CGCCUCAGAUUGAAUUUCAGCGCGGCGGCAGUCGGGUUUCGCUCCGGGAGAUCAGGUUUAGAAGGCACUCGCUGCCUCUCACGCCUCUCCCUCCCUCGGCGCUCCUCCUGCCCUUCACUGCCCCUCUGCCUCCGUCCCCACAGCCACACUUUGCGGGGAAGUUUUUCCCCGGCAGGCAGGGCUGCUCCACCAGCCACGGUGCGCCCAAAGAGUCGGAGCCAUGGAGCGACAUUAGGAGCCAAUCACCGAGGACAGAAAGACAGAAAGAGGACAGCGGGACAGCAGGACAACAAGGCAAGGGGAUUAAAAAACUGUGAGUGGAAGGGAACCCAGGACGACGUACAAGGGAGCCUGGGUGACACAGUGGAACCUCCUCCUAGAGAGCUUUUCUCCUCUGGAUGUUAUGGCUGAAAUGCUGAAUCCGGUGGGCCUGCUGACUAUGCCCCGGAGCCCCACCUCCAGUGAGGAUGAGAUGGCCCAGAGCUUUUCUGACUACUCCGACGACUGCGCCUCCGACAGCUCCCGUGAAGAGACCAUUUACGAGACCAUAAGGGCCACCGCCGAGCCAUCGCAGAACCGCAUGGACGACAUUCAUACAAACUCGUUGGUCAUCCGUGUCCUUAUCCCCGACCUGCAGCAGACGAAAUGCAUGCGCUUCAACCCGGAUGCGACGGUGUGGGUUGCCAAGCAGCGGAUCCUGUGUACGCUGAACCAGAGCCUAAAAGACGUGCUCAACUACGGGCUGUUCCAGCCAGCCAGCAAUGGGAGGGACGGCAAGUUCCUGGAUGAGGAGCGCAUCUUCAGAGAGUACCCCCAGCCAAUCAGCAAGGGGGUCCCAUCUUUGGAGUUCCGCUACAAAAGCAGAGUCUACAGGCAGCCCAAUGUGGACGAGAAACAGAUCGCCAAACUUCAUACAAAGGCCAAUCUGAGGAAGUUCAUGGACCUCAUCCAGCAUAAUCAGGUGGACAAAGUGUCGAAAAUGUUGGAGAGAGGCUUCGAUCCCAACUACCAUGACAGUGAGACUGGUGAGAGCCCGCUGACCUUUGCAGCUCACAUGGAGAAUGUGGUGGAGUUGAUCAAAGUGCUAAAGAACGGAGGAGCUCACCUGGACUUCAGAGCCAAAGACGGCAUGACUGCCCUCCACAAAGCUGCACGCUCCAAGAACCACAUCACACUCACGACCCUGCUGGAGUUGGGAGCUUCGCCUGACUACAAGGACAGCCGUGGUCUGACUCCUCUGUAUCACAGUGUGGUGGUGGGAGGAGACCCGGGCUGCUGCGAGCUCCUGCUGAACCACCACGCCUCCGUCUGCUGCCAGGACGAGAAUGGCUGGCAUGAAGUUCAUCAGGCUUGUCGUCAUGGCCAUGUGCAGCACCUGGAGCAUCUGCUGUUCUAUGGAGCAGACAUGAGCGCCCAGAAUGCCUCGGGAAACACCGCUCUACACAUCUGUGCCCUAUACAACCAGGAUAACUGUGCCAGAGUGCUGCUUGUUCGUGGAGCUGACAAAGAAGUGAAGAACUACAACAGCCAGAGUCCUUUUCAGGUCGCCAUUAUUGCUGGGAACUUUGAGCUUGCAGAACUUGUCAAGAACCACAAAGAGACAGAUAUAGUGCCUUUCCGUGAGGCUCCAGCCUACUCCAAACGCCGCCGGGGUCCGUCUACUGGCAACGGCAGCGGAAACGACCAGUCGCCCUCCUCGUUAUCAGCGCCACGGGUCCUCCUGCGCUCAAACAGCGACAACAACCUAACAGUCAGUCAGUACCAGCAGCAGCAGCACAGUUCUCCUGGCAACUGGGCCCCCCAUCUGCAGCAACACGCCCAGCCCCACCCACAAAGGGCCCCCCAGCAGGGUCACUCGCAGCCUGGCUCCUCAGCAUUACAUCGCAGCCUGUCACCCCAGCUGCUCCAGCAGAUGCCCAGCGGCAGCCCCAAUGGCAACGUGGUGGUCCGGACCAUGGGGAGGGGGGCAAGGAGCCGGUCACCCUCCCUCAGCCGGCUAGGGGAGGAGGCCCGUCGGGCUCAGCGCCAGCCCAGUCCCAGCAGUCAUGGUGAGGCAGUAGGCACCAGACGGAAGCUGUACAGUGCGGUCCCUGGGAGACAUUUUGUGGUGGUUCGUCCCUACACCGCCCAGGCCGAGGGAGAGAUCAAUCUCUACAAGAGUGACAGGGUCAAAGUUCUGAGCAUCGGAGAGGGGGGAUUCUGGGAGGGCAGUGCCCGCGGCCAGGUGGGCUGGUUUCCAGCCGACUGCGUGGAGGAAAUCCCGGCCAAGGCCACCGAGGAGAGGAGCUACUCCCGAGCGGACCGCACUGACAGACGGAAGCUCUUCAGACACUAUACUGUGGGCUCCUAUGACAGCUUUGAUGCCUCCAGUGACUGCGUGGUGGACGAGAAGACGGUGGUGCUCCAGAAGAAGGAGAAUGAGGGAUUUGGCUUCGUCCUGCGAGGGGCAAAAGCGGAUACGCCCAUUGAGGAGUUUACUCCCACACCCGCCUUCCCCGCCCUGCAGUACCUGGAGUCGGUUGAUGAGGGAGGAGUGGCAUGGCAGGCGGGGCUCAGGACGGGGGACUUCCUCAUCGAGCACCCUUUGCUGUGA
Messenger RNA from Plectropomus leopardus (leopard coralgrouper), 2593 nucleotides. Lineage: Eukaryota; Metazoa; Chordata; Actinopteri; Perciformes; Serranidae. The record is from RefSeq and is a predicted model, not a curated record.